This is a messenger RNA of Symbiodinium sp. CCMP2592, 1542 nucleotides long. The record is from the annotation of a GenBank genome assembly. NCBI's taxonomy places the organism in Eukaryota, Dinophyceae, Suessiales, Symbiodiniaceae.
AUGGAUGCGACGCAGGCAGAGCAUGCGCGGCAAGUCCGCGAAGCCACCCUGGCCCAGAUCACCGCCUUGGUCGAGUCUGACAUCAAGGCAUUGCGGCAGCGGACCCCAGACCAUGUGCUCAAGGCCAUCGCUGCGGCAAAGGAUUUGAAGUACGUCAAGGACAGGCAAAUGCAAGGCGACAACUUUGUGCACACGUGGAUGGCCGAGUACUGCCACUGCGAGAUGCUGGACGAGACGCUCAGCUGCAAAGGCAACAAUGUCCUGCCCAACGUGCUCAAAUACCUGGGCCAGUUCCGUGGCAUCGCGGGCACGCAGUACGUGUUGUGCCUUUGCGAUUACACGGUGCUGCCAGCGAAUGUAGAUUACGUGAGGGACUCCGUGGAGCUGCUGGCAAACUUGCUUGCCAGCAGCUCCAACAACGUGGGCCUCUUGCAGCUUCCGCUGCCGCAUCGCUCGAUGGCUUCGUCAACGAGCGUCAAGCACAGGCGGACCGUGGAGGACUUGUUGCUGAAGGCAAAGAUCAAUGCAGACUCCGUGACAGCCCUGCUUUUCGAGAAGCCUGCCGACGCAAGUGCAUCUGACAAGCGGUCCCUGACGCAAACCUGCUUGACCUGCCUCUUCAGUGGCUUCGAUGCAACAAGCUGGAGCGCUUCGCGAGUCUUGCAAGAGUGCCGAAUGGGACCCUUCCCGCUCCUGAAAGUCGCGGACUUCCUGGGCUACGAGACCUCGCGGAAGGGAGUGCCGCUGCAUGAGGGCAUCCUCGAUGCUUUCAUGGAUGGCAUGGGCUUCUCCGAAACGGACAGGCUGGUGAUCGUGGACCUCUGUCCCAACAGGCAAGCCGAGUUUGCCCGCGCGGCCGUGAACAAGAUGAUUGCGAGCGAAGGCAAGAGUUGCAUGCGCUACGUCGGCCUCUUCCGCCCGGAGCAUGCUGAUGUGAAAGCGGAGCUCAGCGGCAAGAUCUACUCCUGGUGGGAUAACAGCAGCGCCGCCCCUGCAAAGAGACGCGCUGGAGAUGAUGUCGAUUUGGAGGCGGCGACCGUGCAGCUGCAGAUCCUUUCCUUGCAGGGCUCCAAGCCCAUAUGGCCGUCUUCGCUUGAGGACAAGUUUCCGGGCGGUACCCCGGAGCAUGCAAAGCUCCUGGCAUUGCGCCAGGAGUUUUUGAAUGAGUUCCCGAAGCCGCGAGCUCUGAGCCAGAUGGGCCGACAGGCCUCUUCGGUCAGCCAGCAGACCCAGCGCCUGGCUGCGGAGUGCGACUACUCGCAGGAUGGAGAGCCGCUGGACGUUGAGCGGUGCGUGGACCUCGCAACGGUCCCCGUCGCAGAGCUGAAGGAGACCAUGCUUUCCAUGGUCACUGGGCGCCCCGGCAAGCCGAGCAUCAUGAUCACGGCCGAGUACGCCUUGUGGAUCGGCAACACCAGAAACGUGCUGGAGGAAAGCUCCGGGGUGCCAUGGCGAUUGGGCAGCGACAAGGAGCUCGUUGUCGUGAACAAGUCAGCAUUGCCACUAUGCGAAUUGCUGCGGCUGAAGGCCGCCCACGAUUGA